AUGGCGCUCACAGAUGAGAAUCGAAGGACCUUCUUGGCACAGAAUGUUAGUGCCGACUUGGUUUAUCUUUGGGAGGAGCUGAAUGUCUCUCUGCUACACCAGUACGAGUUGGGGCAGAAUUACCGUUCCAUGGUCAGGUUCGCUGCACUGGCCGACACACGGGCUGGUGCGAGAGCUGCUUUCGCCAGUGAUGUAACGGUGGAUCCGGACAAUGCGGCCGGCCGGGCGGCUCUGGCAGGACUGGUUGCUGCCUGGCAAUCCGCUCUGGACACCACGGAGCAGGAGAGAAAGCUCAAGGCAGAGGCACACGUUUUGGGGUUGCCAAAACCCCUUCCAGCCAAUGAUCGUCUGGCCAUGCGUGUGGCUCUUGAAGCUUCUUUAGGAUCCUUGGAAGAUCGUGAAGAACCUAGCUCAACUUACCUGGCAUUGAAAAUGGAGGAGGUUGAGGCUGGAGAAAUCAAGGCUUCGCUCUUGGAUGAAGUUACUUGUACGGUGGAUGAAGUGAACGCUAACUUCCAGUCGUCCGUGGACUCCUCCGGCAGGUUGCGCCUCACUAAGGAGCGCAAGAAGGCCAAGCUACCGACCGGGUCUGAAGAGCUCCGUCAGAGGCUUCGAGUGGAGGCUCACACAUUUCUGAUGCUUGCCGCACGCUUUCGCAACAAAGCAUGGUUUCAGGGCUUGAGCUCCAAGGAUUUUCUUCUGCAUGUUGACUACGUACUGGGCGACAAGAUCUACUUGUUGCAGACAGUACGUCCUGAAGGGGGUCCCGCUAUGUCUUGGGCGAAUCCUUCUUGGCAACUUGUACUUAACUACGAACAUCGCUUGAGAAAGGAGGCUUACAAGCAGGCCAGCCGAAACAAUCGAUCCUUGACCGACACACUCAAGGAGGCCAGGGACAACGCCAUGCUCAAAGAGACCUAUUUCGUCGGGCCCUUGGCCAUGGAGAUGGCUUCGCGUGCAUCGUUCUCAGCCGGGCCGCCUGCAAAGUUUCAGAAGAUUGAUGGGGCGCCGCCGCCGCCAACCCCUGAUCCUAGCUGGGACCGUGAUCGCAAAGGGAAGGGGAAGGGCAAGGGCAAGUUUCUUGGUAAGCCUUCCAAGAAUGGCUUCGUCUUCCGCAAGACUCCUGACGGUCGCGAAAUCUGCUAUGGCUACAACAAUGGGUCUUGUUCUUCUUGGGAAGAGUGGAAUUCAGUGUCUGGGAUUGCUUCCCGAACUUACAGAUUCUUGUAUCUCUUCGCUGGGCCUUCUCGCCAUUCGGAUGUGAAGAGCUACCUCGUGGAGCUUUCCCGGAAGCAUGAUAUCAACCUUUUCGGACUGGAGAUUGAUCUCACUCGCAGUACAGAGCAUGAUCUUCGGUCAACAAGUUUGUGGGCCACGCUGUCCGAGCUUCUUAAGGAAGCCGAUGCCGUUGUGCUGGCCCCUCCUUGCAACACCUUUUCGAGGGCGAGGGCGCGCUGGAGAAUAUCUCCGGGGCCACCGCCCUUACGUUCACUUGAGUACCUGCAUGGCUUUCCUUGGUUGUCUGAUUCCAACAGAAAUCUUGUUGAGGAUGCCAACUUCCUUGUUUCAAAGUCCUUUGAGUUUUGCCAGCUUUGUGUCGAGGCUGGCGUAGCCUUCAUCAUUGAGCACCCAGAACAGUUGGGAAAGGUGCAGCACAUGAUUCCUGGGUCCAUUUGGGACAUGGACGAUAGCAAGCAUCUGCUCUUGUUCGAAGGCGUGGAAACCUUCGCUUUCUUCCAGUGCCAGUGGGGCGAUGCUCUCAGUAAGAAGCCCACCCGGUUUAUGGCUUUCCAUGUUCACUGGGACUCUUUCACCUUCUUUCCUGGUGCUCAUCGUCUGGCUUCGGAUGGCUCAUAUGCAGGACCUCUUCCUCGCCACUGUGGGCAUGUACAUGAACCUCUUCUUGGAAAGGAUUCCGACGGUGAUUGGAAAACUUCGCGAUCUGCUGCCUAUCCUCCUAAUAUGUGCCAUUGGCUGGCCGCCAGCUUGCUUGGUCUUCGCGUUGGGGGGGGUUCUGCAGCAAGUGGCGCCCGCAUGACGACCUCCCAAAAUCUAGCUGCUGCUGUUUUGCAGCCUCCGGAGCUUUUUGAUUGGCAAUGGGCUCCCUGGUCCUUGGCAAAGGUGGCACUCCUAGGGGAGCCCUCAUGUUCCUUGGAGAGCAAGUCUCGGGAGAUCGCCAUGUCUGGUAGAAUUUCUCAGGCCGACAUGUUUGCCCUUUGCGACCUGAUCACCGACGAGGAGACAGGCCGAGGACGCAGGCCAGGGGAGUUGCCUACGGAGAAACUCUUUACCAGCGGGGCUUACGUUCAUGGCGGUGUCUGUGGCUUGCGCAAGCACUGCCGGGCCUCUCCUUGGACAACCGCCCUGCUGGCUUGCAUCAUCAACUGCGUUUGUCCUGGCUCUAAGUUCACUUCUGUCUUGCUGGGCAGGGACAUAAAGACGGGGCCCCAUAGGGAUGAGAACAACGAACCUGGCAGCCACAACAUCGUAGUCAAGGCUGCUUCCUUCUCGAGGGGCGGCCUGCUGCUGGAGGACGAGACUGGUGACCAGGAGAUGAUCGUGAAUGGUCAGCUCCGGCAGUUCAGGGUGUUGGGGUUUGUUGAUGGGUUCCUAAGGUUCGACCCUUCGCUCUGGCAUGCUACCGAGGACUGGGAAGGCACUCGAAUCGUGGUCAUCGGUUUCUCGAUCAGGGAUCCGCUUAAGCUUAAGUCCGAGGAUCGAAUUUACUUGGAACGGCUUCUAGGUGAUGAGGAUCAUGGGGACACGGGGCCUACACGCUCUACUUCUUCAAAGGUCAAGUCCCCCGACAUUGAAUACCCAUUUCACGGCUACAUGGAGGCCGCGAGGAGCUACAACUACGGGGACCCACUCACGGUUAGCUGGCGAGGUCUACAUCAAUCCAUGUGUGACGGUUGCGGACUGAACAGUCCCGGAAGGUGGCGACCGGGGUCCCGAGGCCUGGGACUCCCUUGGGAGGCGAGUGAUCUUGCGCAGAGGAUUCACGGACUGCUUUUGAGGUUCGUCUCGGAGAACAUUGAUGACACCAAGAAGGCUUUCUUCCGUUUGGCUCUGGGCAGGAUGACUUCGGCCCCCUUCAGUCCGGAAAGCAUGGAGCACUUGCGUGAUGAGUGGUUUCGGCUGCUUCCUGACUCCAAGGCCGCCUCUAAGGUGGCGGAGGGCCAACCAUUCUACUUGGAGGCGCUUUCGCAGACUAGUCGGCUUCUUGGGGAUGAGGACUGGGGGAUUCUGACGAGGGAUCCGGAGAACUACGCUUCGGGGCGCAAAGUGGGCGUCGACUCACCCUUCCCGAGGGUCCCUCUGGUGUUCCGGCCGAAGAAGAAGUGGAGAGACUAUGAUGAUUCACCUUAUCAGGCGAUCAACGCUAACUACUCCUCUGCAGCUCUGGUUCCGGAUCAGUUGGAGGCACAGUUCGAGGAAGAAGAAGCUCUUGGUAUGAUGUUUCCUUUGAGCGAGGCUGAGGCACGGAAAAGGUUUGGAGACAAGCUACAUGUGGCGUCCUUAGGAGCCAUCAUGAAGGACGAUGGCACGGUCCGAACCAUCUUUGACGGUACCCACUCCGUGAAGCUUAACAAUCGGAUUCGCAUUGAUGAUCACUUAGAAUUCCCUGGACCAUCCUGCGUGGGACGUGCCAUGGAGGAGAUGGAGGACGAUGGUUAUCAUCUGCUGAUUGGGGUGGCCGCGGAUGUGGCUAAGGGCCACCGAAGGUACAAACAUCGCUCGGAGGACCAUGGCUACCUCGGCUGUAGGGCGCGCGAGGAUGGUCCCAUUUGGUUCAACCGGGUAGGGACCUUUGGCAUGGCAUGCGCUGCUUAUCACUUCGCCAGACUUGUUGGGCUCAUUGGGAGGUGUGCACUGACAGUUCUGAUGACGAGCCCGCUGUUCCAGUUUCUCUUCGCUGAUGACUUGAAGUUCUUCAGUGGGGGUCCCCGUAAGUAUGAUCAUGUCUGGACCAUUCUGGUUUUCUGGCUCAUGGUUGGGACACCUUUCAAGUGGAGCAAGUUUCGUGGAGGGGUGCAACUUGAUUACGUGGGAUUCGCCUUUGACUACUUCCGCUUCUCCAUGGGUCUUUCGGAACGGAGGGCGAACUGGAUCAUCGAGUACGUGAAUGCUGCUCGACGUGACCGUGGUUUGCUCGACCAUCGGAGGUUCGUGGAGUUUGUGGGCCGUCUGGUGUACGCUGGCCAGGUCCUUUACUGGCUUAGGCCAUUUAUGGCUCCAUUGCAUCGCUGGAAGGGUGCUCAGGUUCCGGGCACGGUCGCAGUUGCGCCAAGGCUUGUGAUGAUCACUCUGGAGUACAUUCGCUCGAUGCUUCUUGAGGGCCACGCUCAGGUUUCAUGUCGGGGUGCACGCCCAGCCGAAGCUGAGUCCUUUCGCACGGAUGCCAAGGCGGCCGAGGACUUUUAUGUUCUGGGAGGUUGGGAGACUUGCCACUCUCUUGAUCCUGGGCGCGCUAGGUGGUUCUCUCUUAAGGUGCAUGCGCAAGAGAUACCGGCCCUUUUCAAUGACCGCGGCACCGCUGAGGGAAUGAGCACUGUGGCGGAGCUGUUGGCCACCCUUGUGGCUUUACACGCAUUUGGCUGGCUAGAGACUAGAGGACGAUGCUUUUCAGUAUCGGCUGGCACGGAUAACAUGGCUAAUGAAACCGUGACGGCCAAGAAUAGCACCUUGAAGUUUCCGCUGGCGUAUGUGCAGAUGCAGUUGUCUCAUUCUUUGUAUAAAUGUGGAGGUCACUUGAAGCUCAAUUGGAGGCCGCGUGAAGUUAACACCAUCGCGGACGACUUGACAAACGAAUCGUUUGGAGCUUUUGAUCCCAAUCUCCGCAUCCUCGUCCGUUUGAAGGAUUGUGAUCUUAGCUUGCUCCGGAAGUUGUCUCAGCAUCAUGAUGAGGUCUCCAGCUGGAGUCAGAGGGGAGUAUGCAGUGCCCCAUCUUCUCUUCGCAAGCGGAAGGUUAAGUAUGACAAAACCAAGUGGGGCUGA
Messenger RNA from Symbiodinium sp. CCMP2592, 4998 nucleotides. Lineage: Eukaryota; Dinophyceae; Suessiales; Symbiodiniaceae. The record is from the annotation of a GenBank genome assembly.